Messenger RNA from Parnassius apollo (apollo), 735 nucleotides. The record is from the annotation of a GenBank genome assembly. Lineage: Eukaryota; Metazoa; Arthropoda; Insecta; Lepidoptera; Papilionidae.
AUGGUGAAGGAAGAAUCGAACUUGACCGCUUUUCAAGACUACAGCAAAUUUCUGGAAGGAGGCUUGGGGCAAGCCGAGCUUGUGGGUGCGGCUGCAUGGCAGCCGCCGUGGCGGGCACCUCUUCAACGCAAAGCUCCGUUCUAUCCCGGCGAUGACAUCUACCAUGCUGACACUUGGAGGGAUUUAGAGGUGACGGAUGCAGUAGGCGGCGCUCGUUAUAACGCUUCAGUGACCCCGCACGGCACGGUCUGUCUGAGGCUGAGAGACCGCGUGAAAGUGGACAUGACGGUAGACGGCGCCGUUCGUGUAACUAACGCUAAGUACAACAUUGUACUAGCGCUCUCGCAAUCGGGGGCUGCCGCCGCGUUGAUCCACCCCAAUGGGAGAGUGUACAACUAUCGUUCCCGAGUUGAGAUCCAAGCUCACCACCAGCAAGGCAAUAAUAAGUAUGCAAAAAUGUGGUACAAGGGAGUUUCUUUUACGGCGGAGCAGUGUGCCCUUGUGUACCUCGUAGAUGCAGCCGGAACUCGUACCACUACCGACACGUUUCUUGACAUGAGCCAAGACUUCACGCUAAACGUCUUUUACAACGAGUCUGGUCACGGGCCAUCGUACGUGAACAAAGCCAUGUCACUGCUUCAAGCGAUGCAGUACUGGCUUACCGAUGAUGGCAUCGACAACUGGAUCAUCAACAACGUGCGCGUCAGCCAGACCGCUGACGGUCUUGUGCGGUGA